Molecule: messenger RNA, 1714 nt
Organism: Camelina sativa (false flax)
Lineage: Eukaryota; Viridiplantae; Streptophyta; Magnoliopsida; Brassicales; Brassicaceae
Product: transcription factor bHLH123
Biological process (GO): regulation of transcription by RNA polymerase II
Cellular component (GO): nucleus
Molecular function (GO): RNA polymerase II cis-regulatory region sequence-specific DNA binding; protein dimerization activity; DNA-binding transcription factor activity, RNA polymerase II-specific
Source: RefSeq, a predicted model, not a curated record
AACUAUAAGUAUCUCUCUCGUGUGGAUCCUCAUCAUUUCAUGUAACCACAAUCUGAGAGGACACAGCAAAAAUUAAGAUCCAAUAUACAUACACACAUAUAUAUAGUCGUGAGAAAGCUAUGGGAGAUCAUCAUGAUUUCAUCAACUCAGGAAGCUGGUGGAAAGUAUCUUCUUCUUCUUCACCAUCUUCUUCUUCUUCCAUGAGAGCAAGCUCAAUUGAAUCUGGUGGUUCUGCUAUUUUCCACGAUAAGCUUCAUCAUCAUCAUCAUCAUGAUCAUUCGUUAGGUACUUCUGAUCAUCAUCUUCAGAUGAUUGGUCUAGGGCUUUCUUCACAAUCACCUGUUGAUCAAUGGAACCAAUCUCUCUUACGUGGAGAUAGUAAAGCGGAGACAAGCUUUGGAGUGAUGCUUCAAGAGAAUCUUAAUUUAGAUGCGGCUUCAAACGCAAACGCUAACACAACGUCAUCCACAUCAUCUUACCAGCUACAAGAAUCUGAUUCCUCUCACCACCAAGCUUUGUGGAGAGAUCCACAAAACGAUUUCAAACCGCAAAUCAUGACGAACAACAAUCGCGGGUUUUUCUUAGAUCAUCAGUUCAGUCCUCACGGGAGUUCAAGUACCGACAGUAGCACAGUGACAUGUCAAGGUUUCUCUGUUGACAACUCGUCUAACAACACCUUGUACGCAGCAGCAGCAACUACAACUCCUAAUUCAUCUUCGGGUAUGUUUCAUCAACAUCAAACAGCUGGUUUUGGCUCUUCCGAUCAACAACCGUCGAGGAACCAUCAGCAGUCGUCUCUGGGGUACUCUCAGUACGGAUCAUCCACGGGAAACUAUGAUCAAAUGGCGUCGGCGUUACCUAAUUCGACUUGGUUUUUAAGAGCUUCGCCGCCAAAACCACACAGUCCUUUGAGAUUUUCUAACAACGCAACGUUUUGGAACCCUGCGGCGACUGGAAACGCAGGUCCUCCUCCUUCCCAUGACGCGUCUUCGAACUUUUUUCCGGCGUUACAGCCGCCGCAAAUUCACGCGCCGAGCUUUGACGAACAACCAAAGAAUAUAUCGGAGAUUCGAGAUUCAAGUAACAACGAAGUAAAGAGAGGCGGAGGAGAUCAGCCGGCGGCGAAAAGGGCUAAGAGCGAAACAGCGUCUCCGUCACCAGCUUUCAAGGUGAGGAAAGAGAAAAUGGGGGACAGAAUCGCUGCGCUCCAACAAUUGGUUUCACCUUUCGGAAAGACUGAUGCAGCCUCAGUGCUCUCUGAAGCCAUUGAAUACAUUAAGUUCUUACACCAACAAGUUUCAGCUCUGAGCAACCCAUACAUGAAAAGUGGAGCUUCUUUACAGCAUCAACAGAGUGAUCACCCCAAGGAACUAGAAGUAUCAGAAGAACCAGAUCUUAGAAGUCGAGGUUUAUGCUUAGUGCCAGUUUCAAGCACGUUUCCAGUGACACACGAUACUACAGUAGAUUUCUGGACUCCUACAUUUGGUGGGACUUUUCGAUAGAAAUAUAUAGACGAAAAAUCGUAUAUUAGAUGUUGGUUGACGUAUCCUUUAACUUUAUAUAUAUACGUUGAUUGCUUAUAAGAAUCACCGCAUUUUUAAUGGACAAGUGAAACGUUUUGUCCAUUUAUAUUUUCCUAUACAUAGAACUAGUUCAAAACAAUGUGUAAUCGAAGAACCAUGCAUAAAUAUAUAAGAGCUAUUGAGAUUUGACA